AUGCGCUGCGACGAGCAAAUCACCGCCCGGCCGGGAGCAUGCUGUGCGUGUGCGUAUGCGUAUGAUACGUAUCGCAUGCGGCUGACGGGAGCGACGAGACCGCGCCUUCAUUUUCGGCCGCAUCCCGACGGCGUCAGCGUGUGCGGCCGCAGAGAUGUCUCUCUCGUGGCAGGCCCGUCGAUUGGCGUCCAGUACAGUACCUACUUGGAAGCCACAGCAACCCGGCGCGAAACCUCCGCCCAAGCCUUUUCGCCUGCCGUAUUCAUCAAGGUGCGACAUUCCCAACUCCACCCCCCCAUCCGUCAUAAUUUGCACGCUCGCAGCAAUCACUUAUCUGCUCACCAACAAACGCACGCCGUUGCCGCCAUCGGCAUCAUUCCGGAGCGUCUCGAAAUGCGAUUGCAUCAUAGGAGCGAUCCGUCGUCAAGCACACGGCCAGCGCGAGCACGAUUCAUGAACGAACAGGACGUUGGAAUCAAAUCUCCGCCUCUGCCACCGCUUGGGCCGCACCCGCCAUGCCGUCGUCGCCGUCGCCGUCGCCGUCGCCGCGCUGAAGCUUGGCUCGGCCAGAGAGCGAAGCCGGCCUUGUUUGCAUGA
Messenger RNA from Trematosphaeria pertusa, 597 nucleotides. RefSeq lists its product as uncharacterized. The transcript is spliced from 2 exons. The record is from RefSeq and is a predicted model, not a curated record. Bases 1 to 597 code for a protein of 198 amino acids. Lineage: Eukaryota; Fungi; Ascomycota; Dothideomycetes; Pleosporales; Trematosphaeriaceae.